This is a messenger RNA of Cuscuta europaea, 6212 nucleotides long. NCBI's taxonomy places the organism in Eukaryota, Viridiplantae, Streptophyta, Magnoliopsida, Solanales, Convolvulaceae. The record is from the annotation of a GenBank genome assembly.
ACACAAUGAUGAUGAGCUACAUCCACAAAGCCGUUUCCGAUUAUCCCCGCUCCUCUCUGCUCACCUCACUUCGCCCCCUUCUCCUCCCUCGCUCCUUCAAAACCUCACUCUCCUAUUACCCCACCGCCCGCCCUCUCUGUCCCAAACCCCUUCGAUCAAUCCGCUCUUUUUCAGGAAAGCCCAACUCUUUCAAAUUAACUACCACCAUGGCCGCCCUCUCUCCAUCUCCUAUCCAUCACGUCUCCGUCAGUGCCUUUAGAAACGAGGACCCUGGUGGAGCUGCUUUUGAUAAUCCUUCCGCUCCAUACGAUGCUCAUGAAGCAUCAGGCGCUGGGUAUCGUCUUCCUCCACCAGAGAUUCGAGAUAUUGUAGAUGCUCCACCUGUUCCAGUACUAUCAUUCUCUCCUCAAAGGGAUAAAAUACUAUUCCUUAAACGAAGAUCAUUACCACCCUUGUCAGAUUUAGCAAGGCCAGAGGAGAAACUUGCUGGUAUCCGUAUUGAUGGAAAAUGCAACUGCCGGAGUCGUAUGUCAUUUUACACUGGCAUAGGGAUCCACCGGUUAAUGGAGGAUGGUACCCUUGGACCCGAAAAAGAGAUUCACGGUCUUCCAGAAGGGGCUAAAAUCAAUUUUCUUACAUGGUCAAAUAACGGUCUUUAUUUAGCCUUCAGCGUUCGAGUUGAUGAGGAGGCGAACAACAGUAGUAAGUUGAAGGUUUGGGUUGCUGAUGUUGAAACAGGAUCUGCUAGACCACUCUUCCAGUCUCCAAACGUGUACCUAAAUGCUAUUUUUGACAGUUUUGUUUGGGUGAAUGAUGCAACUCUGUUGGUUUGUACUAUUCCAUUGUGUCGUGGGGAUCCACCAAUGAAGCCCUUGGUUCCAUUUGGACCUAAGGUUCAAUCUAAUGAGCAGCAGAGUAUUAUUCAAGCUAGAACUUAUCAGGAUCUUCUCAAAGAUGAAUACGAUGAGGAUCUUUUUGAGUACUAUGCCACCUCACAGCUGGUUUUGGCUACCUUAGAUGGGGCAGUGAAGCCUGUUGGGCCACCAGCCAUAUAUACAUCAAUGGACCCCUCUCCAGAUGAGAGAUUGGUUCUCAUCACUUCAAUUCAUAGGCCAUUUUCUUUUAUUGUACCAUGUGGAAGAUUUCCUAAAAAGGUUGAUAUAUGGACAGCUGAUGGGGCAUUUGUUAGAGAGCUUUGUGAUUUGCCCCUUGCCGAAGACAUUCCUAUUGCAAUCAAUAGCGUGCGAAAGGGGAUGCGCUCAAUCAACUGGAGAGCUGAUAAGCCUUCAACACUCUACUGGGUCGAGACACAAGAUGGUGGUGAUGCUAAGGUGGAAGCCUCUCCACGUGAUAUAAUCUACUCGCAGACUGCUGAGCCACGUGAAAAUGAACAGCCAACGAUCUUGCAUAAACUUGAUCUUCGUUAUGGAGGGGUUUCGUGGUGUGAUGAUUCACUUGCAUUGGUCUAUGAGUCAUGGUACAAGACAAGGAGGGUUAGAACUUGGGUUUUAUCUCCCGGAUCCAAGGAUGUAAACCCACUAAUACUGUUUGAUCGGUCAUCAGAAGAUGUCUAUUCUGAUCCCGGUUCUCCCAUGAUGAGGAGAACACCUGCUGGGACUUAUGUGAUUGCAAAGAUGAAGAAGGAAGACGAGGAAGGCACUUAUGUUUUAUUAAAUGGAAAGGGUGCUACACCAGAAGGAAACAUCCCAUUUUUGGAUCUAUUUGACAUAAAUACAGGCAAUAAGGAAAGGAUAUGGGAGAGUGACAAGGAAAAAUACUAUAAGAGUGUAGUUGCUUUGAUGUCUGAUCAGGCUGAAGGGGAGUUGUCUGUUAAUCAAUUGAAAAUUCUAACUUCUAAAGAAUCCAAAACUGAGAACACUCAAUAUUACAUUCUGAGCUGGCCUGAGAAAAAAGCACGCCAGAUCACAGAUUUCCCCCAUCCAUAUCCCCAGUUGGCAUCAUUGCAAAAGGAGAUGAUCAGGUACCAACGGAAGGAUGGAGUUCAACUCACUGCAACCCUUUAUCUUCCACCUGGUUAUGAUCCAUCAAGGGAUGGACCUCUUCCAUGUCUUGUCUGGUCGUACCCUGGAGAAUUUAAAAGCAAAGAUGCAGCAAGUCAAGUUCGUGGUUCUCCUAACGAAUUUGCUGGCAUCGGGUCAACUUCUGCAUUGCUUUGGUUAUCAAGGAGGUUUGCCAUCUUAUCUGGACCAACCAUACCAAUCAUAGGGGAGGGUAAUGAAGAGGCAAAUGAUAGUUAUGUUGAACAACUUGUUGCGAGUGCAGAAGCUGCAGUAGAAGAAGUUGUUCGCCGUGGAGUGGCUGAUCCAAACAAAAUUGCUGUUGGUGGUCAUUCUUAUGGGGCAUUUAUGACGGCAAACCUCCUUGCUCAUGCACCACAUCUAUUCUGUUGUGGAAUCGCACGCUCCGGAGCUUAUAAUAGAACACUAACACCUUUUGGAUUUCAGAAUGAGGACAGAACACUUUGGGAGGCAACUAGUACAUAUGUUGAGAUGAGUCCAUUCAUGUCAGCUAAUAAAAUUAAGAAGCCUAUCCUGCUUAUCCAUGGAGAGGAGGACAACAAUUCAGGAACCUUGACAAUGCAGUCAGACCGUUUCUUCAAUGCCUUAAAAGGUCAUGGGGCGCUUUGUCGGCUUGUAAUUCUACCAUUUGAGAGCCAUGGUUAUGCUGCAAGGGAGAGUAUAAUGCAUGUUCUGUGGGAGACUGAUAGGUGGCUGCAAAAACAUUGUGUAGCAAAUAAUUCAAAAGUUGAUGCAGACAUCAGUGAAACUGAGAACGACACAACCAAAACAAUAGUAGAUCCACAAAGCAAAGCUGUAAGUAGUGGAGGUGGAGGCAUAUUAGAACUGGCAACCUACAGCGACGACAGAUUUCAUUCAUUUCGAAGGUCAUUUAUGUGCUUGGAGGGUUGCACUUAUGAGGAAGCAUAGAUGCCAGCAAAGACUUAUGGAAGUGUGAAUUAAUGCUCUGUGCAGCAGCCUGCUUGAGACAACCCCUUAGCAUGGAAUUCUUUAGCAACACAAUUGCUUGUAGCCUUGUAGGGAGGUAAUGUAUUAUUAGUGUAACACAUCUUAAUUAAUCAUAAAUUUCUUCUUUAGAGUGGUGCAUUGCACUCCAUUAAAGAGGUCAAGAGCACUGCGUAAAUAUUACCACAACGAAUAAGGUUUUCAGCAUUGUUUACACUACUAUUUGUGAAUGCUUAGAUAUCAUUAUUCCAACUUACUUUUAUCACACCGGCCAUAUAUACAAGUAUGCCAAGUGAGUUUCCUAAUUUAGUACUCCCUUUGUUUUUUAUUAUCUUCGUUCUUUCUUUUUCUCUCUGCCCUUUAAGUAUCUCAUUUUUCCUCUUUAAGAAAAUGAUUGUAUGGUUGACAUUGUUUUAAUGUCUUCCACACAAGUUUUAAAAAUGCAGAGAUAUAAAUUAGGGGCGGAAGUAGUAACAGUGGAAAAGUAGAUUACUAGAUUGUUAUGAAUACAAUGAGAUUUAGGAGGGGGUGUACUGUAUAUGGAAUUGGUGACAAAUUUUUAAGUCCGAUGGAUUUUAUUAAAAAUUUAGGUGUACUGAAUGUAGAUUUUUAAAUUGAUAAGGGUUCUGUAUAAAGGUGGUGACAAGCUGUAAUAGGCCAUAGCAGUUUUAUUGGUACGUUCGGAUGAGUGUAUGAACUUACUAUAACCUAUCCCUAAGUUUGUAAUGACGCCCUGGAAUGUGAUUAGCUUGACAAACUGUGAAUUCCCAAACUACCUCCAUCCCACUAUGUUUGGUACAAGAGAAGGUAUUGGGAUUAUUAAGAAGAGUUAAUUUAUGUGGUUGAUAUUGAAUUGAUAAAAUGAGAAUAAAAUAAGCAUGUCAAAACAACUUGGCCCGUAACUCGUAUGGGCCCGCCUUGCUCAGUUGCCCUAAGACAUUUGGGACGGGUCCGGCCCAUCUUGCAAAUGGGGUGGGUCCACCCCAUACCAUGCGCAAAAUUGGGCGGGUUUGGGUAUUAGUAUUGACUCGUGCCCCACCUUGCUCAAUAUAUAAAUAUACAAUUUCUUAAAAUUAUACUAUGUACAACAGAUAUACUCCCUCCGAUUCCUAAAGAAGUUCCACAUUUGACUUCACACAUAUUAAGAAAAUAAAUUUGACUUUACUGUGGAGUGCACUGUUUGGCACUGUUUGAACACUGUUUGGCACUGUUUGACACUGUUUGACACUGUUUGACACUGUUUUGAUGUAGAUAAUAAGGAAAUGUUUGAAAGUGGAACUUAAUUUUGGAUCUGCCCGAAAAGGAAAGGUGGAACUUGUUUCAGAAACGGAAGGAGUACAUAUGUGUGAUUGUGUGUGUAUAAUAAAUCAUAAAUUGAUUGAUCUUAUAAUAUACUCCCCUCGUCCCAAUAUAAUACCCCAAAUAGCUUUUGCAUGUGGAUUAAGAUAGUGUGAAUUGCAUGGUGGAUAGUUGUGUUGGAGAAGAGAGAAAAGAGAAAGAAAUGUUGCGAAUUAAAAAUUCUUUAAUAUGAGACAGAAAGAAUACUACAUAUUAAUAUUUAUAUUUAAACUAGACUGAAGGGUAAAUUUUAUAGGACAACAAUUAGGCCUGCAUUAUUGUAUGGCGUAGAGUGUUGGGCGGUGAAACAAUGUCACAUUCAAAAGAUGAGUGUGGCAGAGAUGCGCAUGCUGCGUUGGAUGUGUGGGCAUACUAGGAAGGAUCGCGUGAGGAAUGAGACAAUCAGACAAAGGGUGGGAGUAGCACCUAUUGAAGACAAGAUGCGGGAGUCGCGCCUACGGUGGUUUGGUCAUGUGCGUAGAAGACCGAGUGAUGCACCUGUUAGGCGAGUUGAGAUGUGUGGAGAAGAGGCAGGGAAGAGAGGGAGAGGAAGACCCAAACAGACGUGGGUUAGGGGAGUUCGAAGUGAUAUGCUUCUUCUGGGGUUGGAUGAGGGCAUGACUUUGGAGAGAACUAAGUGGAGGGCGGGCAUUCACGUGAAGGAGUGAUCUUGAUAAUCUUUUUCCCUCAUCUUUUUUUUCCUAGUUUUUUUUAUCCUUGUAUAUAUAUGUGCAUUAUUUGCAGCCUUUUUAUCUUAUCAUUUUUAUAUAGUCAUCUUUUUUAUAUUAUCUUUUCAUAAUAGCUUAUCUUUUUAUCUUUAUUCCUUCUUUUCCUUUUGGUUGUGAUAUCAUGUAUCGAUUCAUGUUAGUCGACCCCAAUAUCUUUUGGGACUAAGGCUUGGAUGUUGUUUGUUGUAUUUAUUAAUAUAGAUAGAUUAACUAUUCAAAUCUAGAUGGGUUUUUCUUAAUUUUUGAGACUUUGUUGUAUUGUACUUCUAUAAUUAUUUGAAAAUAUACUUUAUGUAAAUUCAAGUUAUAAUGGUUUCACACAAAUAGGAAUGUAUAAAAGGGAUGAGGUAAGGGCGUGGAAGACCUUACCACAUCGUGAGUCAAUAUCUAAUGACUUGUGCGGUUCAUGACCUCACGGGGCAGGGCAAGUCCAUUUUGUAAAGUCAUGGAGCGGGGGUCUAGGUCUUGCAUUAUUCACCCCGCCCUGUUCCAUUUUCAUGCCUACAUGUGUAGCUCUAGUUGGUCACAACUCACAAGGGUGAAAAUUUGAAACAAUGAUCUAAGUUCGAAUCCUGCCGCUCGAAUCCUGCAAGCGGCAGAGCGGGUGCAACCUCUCAAAGUGAGGAGAACUCUUUGUGUGUAGUGGCAUUGGUCUAGCCUCUAUGUUUAGUUGAGUUAUCAUGAUUAACAACCCUCAUCUGCCAUGUCAGAUCGAGGUGUGUGGGGUUAAUGGGGUUGGGAUACGACCUUUUAGAUUAAUGAAUACAUGAAAAACCUUGAUGCAAAAACUCUGCAUCACCCUAUUGUGUCAUUGACACUUCUGGUACUCGACUUUUAAUUUUUCCAAUUCUAGUCCUUGACUAUUGUGCUAGACACAUUUAGUCAUUGACUUCAAAGUUUCCCACAUUCAGCCAUUCGAGUAUGGAUGGACUCGGGCCGGGUGGCCCGACCCGGAACCGGCCCAGGACCGGUACUGUUCCGGCCCGGCCCGACCUAGUGGCCCGGUCAGUGACCGGUCCGGGUAGGCCCGACCCGUGGGUUUUCCGGUCCGGGCUCGGGUCACCCAAAACAAGGCCCGAUCCGGCCGGGCCCGGUUCGGGCCAAAACUAUUUGUUUUUUUUCAAUUUUUUUAAAUUUUCGGGGUGGGCUGGGUAUUUUGGGC